Molecule: messenger RNA, 3882 nt
Organism: Panicum hallii
Lineage: Eukaryota; Viridiplantae; Streptophyta; Magnoliopsida; Poales; Poaceae
Product: putative pentatricopeptide repeat-containing protein At1g77010, mitochondrial
Exons: 9
Coding region: 497-2560 (687 amino acids)
Biological process (GO): RNA modification
Molecular function (GO): RNA binding; protein binding
Source: RefSeq, a predicted model, not a curated record
CAACCAUUUCUAUCCCGAAUCCUCUCGACCCCGGGGCCGACCCGCGGCCGGCGGCGGAGCGUGUGCGGGCAGCGAGCGUGCGCUGCAGGCUGCAGCUCCGACUUCCCGAGGGCGCGGGGCAAGGCGCUGAGGCGGCGCAACGCGGCGCGAGUGCGACUGUGCGAGACGAGGUGGAGGGCGUGCGGUUCGGGCACUGCGGGGUACUCGGGCUGGGCUUGCGGCGUCGCGGUCUCGCGGACGUAGCGGCGGCCGGCGGCGUGCCUUCUCCAUGCGCCCGGGCCCAACUGCCCAUCAGUCAGGGCCCUGGUGCCUCCGUGGCUGGUUCAGUGGUUCCCGUGCUUCUCGUGAGCGGGCCUGACCUUGAGGGUCCGGCGUGAUCACGACAACCAGCAAAAGCAAAGCAAGGUUGCACGAAAAUCCUGUUUGGCUUGGUUGAUCCUGCGCAGGUGGGCAUCCAUCAGAAUUUACGGCGCUUCCCCACAUUAGAGCUGCUGUCAUGGCCGUCGCCGUCGACGUCCCCUCCUGCAUCCAGCUCCUCCGCUCCUGCAGCGCCGCCGCCGGCCGGCAGCUCCACCAGCUUCUCCUCAAGUCCGGCCACGUGCCCUCCUCCCUCCCGCCCACCAACUCCGUCCUCCUCAUGUACGCGCGCAGCUCCCCGCUUCACUCCCGCGACGCGCACCUCCUGUUCGGCGAAAUGCCCACGAGGAACUGCUUCUCCUACAACUCCCUCAUCACCGCCCUCUUUAAAUCUGGAGACCUCCAUGGGGCUCUCCGUGUGUUCCGCUCCAUGCCCGACAGGAACACCUUCUCCUGGAACGUGGUGAUUACCGGCUUCACCGGGGCUGGGGAUCUUGACACGGCCCAUAACCUGCUGGACGAAAUGCCCGUGAAGGAUGCCGUGGCUUGCAACGCUGUCUUGCAUAAAUAUGUCCGGUGUGGCCGGGUGGACGAGGCAUUUGCUUUACUCAAGAGGAUUGGUCCGCGGUGCAAUGCUGAAAUGAUCUCCUCGCCCUGGAAUGACCCCUUCGUGCUUACUACAGUUGUUGGCGCUUGUGCUGACCGGGUGAAGUAUGAUUUUGGGAGGCAAGCUCAUGCCCGAAUGGUGGUUGCCAAGAUCGAAAUCGAUUCGGUAUUGGGUUGCACAUUGAUUGACAUGUACUGCAAGUGUGGGGAUUUGGACUCUGCUCGCCGCGUCCAUGAUGGAUUAGAACAUGUUGAUGAAUUCUCACUGUCUGCUCUGGUCCAUGGCUACACAUCUUGUGGACAGUUACAUGAGGCGUUAUGCCUUGUUGACAAGGUGGAGAACCCCAGAAUUGCACUAUGGAAUUCUCUUAUCAGUGGUUGCGUGCCUGCUUACCAUGGAGAUGGUGCUUUUGUUCUUUUUGUAAGGAUGUUGCGGUCAGGCAUGUUGCCUAAUUCUUCAACCUAUGCCAUUGUUCUGAAUAUGUGUGGGUUUUUUGGCAUGCUGAAGCCUGGGCAGCAGACGCAUGGGUGUGCUUUAAAGGGCGGGGCUGUCAAUGACUUGAUAGCAGCAAGCGCUCUCAUUGACUUCUACUCAAAAUGCAGCCUCUGGGCAGAUGCCUGCCAAGCUUUUAGUGAGCUUAGGCAUUAUGACACCAUUGUGCUCAACUCAAUGAUUACUGUAUACUCGAACUGUGGACGAACAGAUGAGGCUAGAAGAGUUUUUGAUAUGAUCCCUAGCAAGAGUGUCAUCUCAUGGAAUUCUAUGAUUGUUGGGUUCAGCCAAAAUGGGCAUGCUCUUGAUGCAAUGGAGCUGUUCUGUGAGAUGCAUCGGCUUGGCUUGCGGCUUGACAAGGUUGCUAUAGCCAGUGUUUUGAGUGCAUCAAGCAGCAUCUGCUCUAUAAGUUUUGGGGAGCAGAUUUUUGGUCUUGCUAUUGCACUUGGCCUGCAGUCUGACCAAAUUGUAGCCUCCUCGCUCAUUGACCUGUACUGCAAAUGUGGCAACUUGGUCAAUGGAUGCAGGAUCUUCGAUGGAAUUGAUAAUCCAGAUGAAGUCUUGUGGAACUCAAUGCUGAUAGGUUAUGCUUCUAAUGGGUAUGGACAGGAGGCACUGGAACUUCUAAAGUUAAUGCAAAGCAGGGGUGUGAAACCAAGUGAACGGACCUUUGUUGGUGUCCUUUCUGCAUGCUGCCAUUCUGGACUUGUGGAAGAGGGACUGAGAUGGUUUUACCAGAUGAAGGAAGAUUUUGGCGUGAAUCCAUCAGCUGAGCAUUAUGCAUGUGUGACUGACCUGUUAGUCCGUGUAGGUCGACUGGAUGAAGCAGUUGAGUUCAUAGAGAACAUGCCUUUCAAAGCUGAUGCACUUAGUUGGACUUCUAUUAUUGGAGGGUGUAAAGCCCAGGGAAAUGAGGCUCUGUUGCACAAGCUGGCAAAGAAACUGAUGGAAACGGAAGUAUCACCACAUUCCAGUUUAUAUGUGCAGCUGUCAAGCACGCUCGCAGCUCAAGGGAAUUGGGCCAAGUCAGCAGAGAUUAGGAGUAUGAUGCGUGACAGAAGAAUUUCAAAAAAUGCUGGCUGCAGUUGGAUUGACAGGGCAUAGAGGAAACUGCCAAUAUCACCCCCUGCAGGCAUAUCAGUCCAUUUUCUUCUAGGCUCUUCACUAUUGGCUUUGGUUUCUUCAAUGGGAUCUUCUGCUAAUCAGGAAGUGAUAACAAAAAAUGAUCCCACUAACAUAUGUGCUUUUGAUCAUAGUUUCCUAUAAAUCCUAUCGGAUCUUUUGCUUCUUUUCAUUUUGUUGUGUUGCAGUGACCUACUAGCUACUCAACUUUAGAGAUAAUUGAAACUUCUCUAGCAAGGAAGCCAUUUUUACUGAUAGUGGGGCAUGUGACGGUGACUUCCAUGCCUGAUGGAAGGGCUCUAAGCUGGAACGUCUGGCAUUGGAUGAACAUGGGGUUGCUGCAUCAGGUCAAAUAAUGUGCAGUCAAAUAUCUAUGUGGCCAAGCAAACCACUGGUGCACCGAGAGCAUACGUUCAGUUCAAAGUUGAGCUUUACAAGAAAAUUGGGACCUUCCAUUGGCACUCAACCGAAUCCCUCUCGCCAGAAACUCAUGACCGCCACCGCAGCAGCCACUUCCACCUCCGCGGCAGCCUCCACCGCCUCCUUGGCAUCCACCAUGGGCCCAUGGCUCCUUCACAUAGUCUUCUUCCUUGGCAUAUCCACCUCUUGCAGUAUCUUGGUGAGAAGAACCAUCAACUCCAAGAUACUCUCCAAGGUUAUCGAGUAUUGUAACAAGCACAUCGCCACCGCUGCCAAGUUCGUGGAGAUUAGCCACACACUUCGAUCUCAUCCUGAUAAUGGACUCUUGGUAGGUGAUUCGUGUUACGUUAGAGGAGGAAGAAAAGGUUGAUGAACUGUUUCUGUCAUUGACCACCUGAAAGAAAACAGCUUAUGAGCCUCUGUUCCCCGGCCAAGGAAAACCAUAUUGCUCAACCACCUCUUCUGGACAAACUUCAGAGUGAUAUCUUUCACUUGAGGUAUUCUGUUCCAGGGCAAUUUCAGUUUCUUUCUUGAGAUGUCUCGAGGACCAUAAUUGCUGCAAAAGAAUUAAUUUACCUCAGGUUAUUGUGCUAAACUGAAUUUUGACACCUCACGAGCUUCCCCUUCAGAUUUGCAUGCAUCUCUAGGCAAAUAAAUGAUCUCAAGGACCACACUUGCUGAGAAGGAUUAGCUUGGUUGGAUAUUAGAUGGUACUUCAAUUUAACUUUUGCAUGAAUUAGAUUCUUGGGAGGACUGUAAUUUGAAUAUUGGUGUAGAUUUUAUCUAUUUAUCUCACAAUGUUGAUACAGGUCAUGUAAUUAAAUUCUCAUGUAACUGAGUUUUUUUCUUUCUUGCAUUACUUGCAUUUUCUGGUUAUUUAUUAA